AUGUUGGUGUUUACUGGUGUUUUCUAUGUAAAACCUAGUAAACGAAAUAAAAUACUUGCAAAAACGUUUCCAGGAAAUAAACGAUUAUAUAAAUAUACUGGAGUAUUGCCAAAGAAAGCAAUUCUUGGUUUAUGGAAUGCUCUUUCGUCAUGUUCUAAAAACCCCAAGACUUUACAAUAUGAAGCAGACCAGCUAAAACAGUCGCUAAACAAUCGUCAGUUUCCAGCAUCUCCAGAAGAGGUUAAAGAAGCACGGAAUGAAAUUACGAAAGCAUUAGAAGCUGAAGGUGGAUUAUUGGAUCAUAAUUCUUUUAAUUCGAAAAUUGUAGAAGCGUUUGAACUAGAUAUAAAAAAGAAGGCUAAUAAAAUACUCCGCCACACUAGAUUCAAUUGGAAGCCGUUAAAUUUCAAAACUCGCAACCAUGCCGCAGCCUACACACUAGCAAGGAUUAUGCCAAAUUAUGCAGAAGUAUUUUUCGUAUUACAAGAAUUCAAAAACAAUGGUUACGUCCCGGAAACAGUAUUAGAUUACGGAAGUGGUUCUGGUGGCGCAUUUUGGGCUGCAUUUGAACAAUGGGGAAAAAAAGUUAAAUAUUAUGAGCUCAUCGAUAACAAUGAUGAAAUAAGUCAAUUUUGUAUGGAUAUUUUAAGGGCAGAUGGCGAAAAUGAUGGCUUUCCAUUUGUACAUCCUAAUGUUUCUUUUCGAAGAUUUUUAACACCGUCAUUGAAAAACACGUUUGAUGUGAUUAUUGUUCAUCGUCUUCUUUCUGAAUUUCCUUCGAGGGAAUCACGUAUUGAAUUAAUGAUGGAUUUAUGGAGACGAACAAACAAAUAUUUGAUAUUGAUCGAGGGAAGUUGCAAAGGUGGCUAUAAUGCCUUAAUGGAGGCCAGGGAUUAUAUUCUUAUGGGUGGAUGUGAACUGCAUCUUGAUCAUACUCGAGAAUUGUUAAUAGAAGAAGGAGUAAUGAGUGAACAAGCAGAAGCUAUUUUAUCUGAUCAGCAAUUAUCAAAUUACAUCCGCUUCAAUUUGAUUAAAAAUAUGGUUUCACCAAAAGUUGUCUUGCCGACGAGAUUAGACCCUGGAUAUGUAUUCGCGCCAUGUCCACAUGAUCAGGGAUGUCCGAAAGUUGUGAAGAAAUCAAAAGAUGUCUGCAGUUUUCUCACUCAGUGGAAUGUAUUACGAGCGGAUGGCCGGAAACAAGCUUUAAGCACAGAAACAGGAUCGUUCUCUUACAUUAUUAUGGCUAAGGGAACAAGAUCUCCUGGUUUAUCUCAAAGCAGACUUCUCACGUCCAAGGCUCGUAAGAAACACGUUUGCUGUACGAUCUGCACCCCGUUCAAUGGUAUUCAGCGUUUCACUGUGUCUAAAAGUAUGGGUGGAAUUUACAAAACUAUUAAAUGUGUGAAGGAUGGCAGACUGUUCCCGUGUGAGGUGAAGUCCAUACAGUCUAAUUCUGAAUUUGAUGUGUAUGAAGAAGCGAUAAACGGAAGCAGUGAAGUACGUAGAAUGAAUCUAUGA
Molecule: messenger RNA, 1518 nt
Organism: Thelazia callipaeda (thelaziosis nematode)
Lineage: Eukaryota; Metazoa; Nematoda; Chromadorea; Rhabditida; Thelaziidae
Source: the annotation of a GenBank genome assembly